CACUUCACAGAAUUCCUUGAUGAGUUUUCACCAGAUGUCCUAGGCCAGCUCUUGAAUGAUCCUUUCUUGUCUGAGAAGAAUGAAAUAAUGGAGGUGGAACUGUCUCCAGCAUCCCCAGCGCCCCUCAUCCAGGCAGAACACAGCUACUCCCUCUGCGGAGACUCUCGACCCCAGUCUCCCUUAACCCACAUCUCGACCGAUGACAACUUUAAUGAAGGUGACCUGGAAAAUGAGGAAUGGUGUCUGGGUACAGAGCUGACUCCAGCAGCAAUAAAGACUGAGCCAGUGUUGUGUGAGACAUCAGGCCUUGCUCCCUCAGUCAGUCUCACUGUCACGGCCACGUCGCUGGAGGGGGAACAACCCGAGCUGCAGAUGGAUGCCCUGAUGAAACCACUGAGCCAGAAAGUUCUUCCAGAGAUUAAAUUGGAGCCCCAUGAAGUGGAUCAGUUCCUGAACCUCUCUUCUAAGGAAGCAGUGGAUCCUCUGCAUUUGCCUCCAACCCCUCCCAGCAGCCAUGGCAGUGACUCUGAAGGAGGGCAGAGCCCGGCUAGAUCGCUCCCUCCUUCAAGCCCAGUCCAGCUACAAGCCACAGCUAAAGUGACAUCGCGCACAGCUUCAGCACUCUCCAAUUCCCCUCUCCUGACUGCACCACAUAAAUUACAGGGGACCGGCCCACUCAUCCUGACAGAGGAGGAGAAGAGGACGCUGAUAGCAGAGGGGUACCCAAUCCCUACCAAACUGCCCCUGACGAAAGCAGAGGAGAAAGUGCUGAAGAAAAUUCGCAGGAAAAUAAAGAACAAGAUCUCUGCCCAGGAAAGCAGAAGAAAAAAGAAAGAAUACAUGGACAGUCUGGAAAAAAAAGUUGAGACUUGUUCAAAUGAGAAUAGUGAGCUGCGCAAGAAGGUUGAAGUCCUGGAGAAUACUAACAGAACACUUCUGCAGCAGUUGCAGAGACUCCAAGCCAUGGUUGCUGGGAAAGUGUCCCGUUCAUGUAAGGCAGCUAGCACACAGACAGGGACCUGUCUUAUGAUGGUGGUGCUGUGCUUUGCAGUAGUUUUUGGCAGCUUCUCUCAGAGCUACGGGCCAUAUCCUUCUGCUACAAAGAUGGUGUUGCCCAGGCAGCAUUCCUCUCCAGAGUCCUACACAGACUCCAUAGUGAGGUCAAGGAGUCUGCUAAUUUAUGAAGAGCCACACCAACUGGAGGAGUCGUCAAGCCCGAUCUCCUUUGCAGAUCGCAGUGACAGGCAAACAGACACCUCCAAGUACACAGCACUGUCCCUGGAAGCCAUGCCGGGGACACAGCAGGAUGAUAUCAUGCAGUUCACAAUAGCCAACGAGACAAGGCUAGAGAAAUCGGUGCUGCUGGGCCUGCAGCAGCACAGAGUCAACUCCGAACUAGAAGGAAAUGAAACACUGAAGAUAAUUGAAAUAGAUAGAAGAGUCAACGCCACCUCUUAAAAAUAAAAAAAGGCUUUUCUUCUUGACUUCCCUCUUUCCCACAUAUUUUCAACCAAAGUCCCCCUGACUUGUCAUCCUCAGCGAACCAAAGCACAAAAGAGAGGGAGUUCAACUUCUGCAUUGACUGGCGAGGCUGUGACUGCAGAUGGGAUCUCUUGUCUUUGUAACUCCCUUCCUCACUUCACACACAGUCCUUGUCUUUGCUUUUAUUCCUUUCCUGUCUGAUACUGCAAGGACAGGAUUGAAUUAUGAUGGCAGAUGAUGCCAGCAGUGUGCCGGUGACUGGUGGGUGUGUGUGUGCGUGCGCACGUCCUAAUCUGAGCACAAAGACAUUCUGUAGAAGAGUGAAAUAUGCAAAACCGAUGGGAGCAUGUGGG
Molecule: messenger RNA, 1835 nt
Organism: Leptosomus discolor (cuckoo roller)
Lineage: Eukaryota; Metazoa; Chordata; Aves; Leptosomiformes; Leptosomidae
Source: RefSeq, a predicted model, not a curated record